AAUUAAAAUGGCGCAGCGAGGAUUUCAGAUGAACCAGGACAAACUCUGCUGUUCGAUCUGUUUGGAUCUGCUGAAGGAUCCGGUGACUCUUCCCUGUGGACACAACUACUGUAUGAACUGUAUUAAAGGCUGCUGGGAUGGAGAGGAUCAGAAGCACACCCACAGCUGUCCUCAGUGCAGACAGACCUUCAUACCGAGGCCUGCUCUGGGGAAAAACUCCAUGUUAGCAGAGUUGGUGGAGGAGAUGAAGAAGACUGGACUCCAAGCUGCUCCUGCUGAUCACUGCUAUGCUGGACCUGGAGAUGUGAGCUGUGAUGUCUGCACUGGGAGGAAGCUGAAAGCCAUCAAGUCCUGUCUGCAGUGUCUGGUCUCUUACUGUGAGCAGCACCUCCAGCCUCACUAUGAAUCUUCAGCCUUUGAGAAACACAAGCUGGUUGAUUCUUCUAAAAGGCUGAAGGAAAAUAUCUGCUCUCAUCACGAUGAGGUGAUGAAGAUCUUCUGCCGCACUGAUCAGCAGUGUAUCUGUUAUCUGUGCUCCAUGGAUGAACAUCGAGGCCACGACACAGUUUCAGCUGCAGCAGAAAGGAAAGAGAAGCAGAGAGAGCUCGGGGUGAGUCAGCAAGACCUCCAGCAGAGAAUUAAAGAAAAGGAGAAAGACAUGAAGGUGCUUCAGCAGGAGGUGGAGGCCAUCAAUCAGUCUGCUGAUAAAGCCGUGAAGGACAGUGAGAAGAUCGUCACCGAUCUCAUCCAGCUCAUUGUGAAGAGAAGCUCUGAUUUGAAGCAGCAGAUCAGAUCUAAGCAGGAUAAAGAGGUGAGUCGAGUCAGAGAGCUUCAGGAGAAGCUGCAACAGGAGCUCAAUGACCUGAGGAGGAACCACACUGAGCUGGGUCAGCUCUCACACACACCAGAUCACAUCCAGUUCCUGCAGAGUUACCCUCUGCUGUCGUCUGUCAGUGAACCCACAAACACACUCAGCACUGAUACUCACACUCUGAGGUACUUUGAUGAUGUGACAGUGGUUCUGUCAGAGGUCAGAGAGGAACUACAGGAUAUUCUUAAAGAACGAUGGACCAAGAUCUCACUGACAGUGACUGAGGCUGAUGUUCUACUGCCACAACCUGAACCCACAACCAGAGCUGAAUUCUUACAGUAUUCACGCCGACUCACACUGGAUCCAAACACUGCACACACACAGCUGUUAUUAUCUGAAGGAAACAGAAAAGCUACAUUGAUGAGAGAAGAACAGUUAUAUCCUGAUCAUCCAGACAGAUUCAGCCAAAAACAGCAGGUUCUGAGCAGAGAGAGUCUGACUGGACGCUGCUACUGGGAGGUGGAGGUGGAGGAAACAUUGUUCCCUUCGUUUACAGUAGCAGUAACAUACAAGGAUAUUAGCAGAACAAAACUUCCUGAAAGUGAAUUUGGAUGUAAUAACAGAUCUUGGGCUGUAUUAAACUCUACUGAAUUCCUUCACAACAAUAUCAGCACUUCCAUCUCAGGUCCUCUGUCUUCCAGAGUCGGAGUGUAUCUGGAUCACAGAGCAGGGAUUCUGUCCUUCUACAGAGUCUCUGAAACCAGUGAAACCAUGAGGCUCCUCCACAGAGUCCAGACCACAUUCACUGAGCCGCUCUAUGCUGGAUUAGCUGUUUAUGGUUAUGGCAGAUCUGUUAAAUUGUGUGAGCUCAAGUAAACAGAUUUUAUAUAAACCAACAACAACAAUCAGCUCAAAUGCUGAUUUAAUCCAAACAGCAGACUCAUCUGUCCACAUGUUUAAAUGUAAAUGUCUGGAUUAAUGCAGCUUAAUAUCAUCAAACUGAUUUCUUUAGGAUGUGAGGGUAUUUGUAGGGAAAUGAUCUGCUGGUGCUGCUGAUGUUAUUAAUUAUUACUGUUGAUGACUCUGCUGGAAGUUCUUUAGUUUCACAGUUUUAACCAAACAUGGAGUUUGUAUCAUUUGUUUCUUCUGGGCUAAAGAGGAGAAACACAAACCUUUGAUCAGCUCUUAGGUUUUUAUUUUUAAUCAUAUUAAUUUUACUGUGAUAACUGAAGUUUGUCUAUUUUGCUCCUGUACUGAGACUUACUACACAUUUACUGUUUGUACAGUUGCAGAAAUCUAAUGUCACAGAAUGAUGGUUCUCACUCUCAGCUGAAUCUGAAACUCUUGAUUUGUACAUUUUGUGUAAUGUGUGUGCAGUCGGGGCCAGGCCUGAGUUCACCUUCAGUUGGAGCGCACAUUAACAGAGAAGCUGUUUGGUCUGAAACACUCAGGUUUCAGGUGAUACUGAAUGGACUCUGAUUCUGUUAGCUGCAGGUUCUCAGCACGGCCUGACUGUCAGCUUUCUGUUUUCUGUUGUA
Archocentrus centrarchus (flier cichlid) is the source of this 2349-nucleotide messenger RNA. Its product is annotated as tripartite motif-containing protein 16-like. Gene Ontology annotation, molecular function: zinc ion binding; protein binding. The record is from RefSeq and is a predicted model, not a curated record. Lineage: Eukaryota; Metazoa; Chordata; Actinopteri; Cichliformes; Cichlidae. Bases 8 to 1687 code for a protein of 559 amino acids. The transcript has a single exon.